CAGGCACCGGACCUCCACAGACAACUCGCGGCUCCGUUCAGCGCUCGGUUUCCGGCUCCAGGGGCCCGUGCGUGCUGUCUUCGGCUCUCGUGGACUACAGAUGCCAGAGGACCGUUGAAGACCGGACAUAAAUGCCACAAUCACGUGAUCAAACCUUCUGGACUGGAUUCAUAGACUUGUAUCGCGAGAAUGAAUGUCUGUGGCGAACCAAAAGCCGAGAUUACUUUGACAAAAUCAAAAAGUUAAGGGCAUUACAACAAUUGGUGGACUAUAGUAAAAAGGACUACGAUGAGGCUGACAUAAACUGGAUGAAGAAUAAGAUACAAAAUUUGAGGACCAUCUUCAAAAAAGAACAUUAUCAAGUUAAAGAUUCACAGCGUUCCAGUGCAAGAACAAGUGAAGUCUAUAAACCAUCCUUAUGGUAUUAUGACCUUCUAUUUACCCUGGAACAAAAAACAGUGACCCAAUCCCGGAGUAUGGUGGAGCCAAACCCUCUGGGGCAGAUGGCAGAGGCUAAUAAUGAGAAUCCUGAGAGGGUGGAUCCGCCAACUCCGGAUUUGGAAAUGGAGUUAGCAGGUGUUCCAGAAGCCGUCGUACUAGAGAGUGUGCCGGAACAGACAACUCUAACUCCCCGUGUACCAUCAAAAAGGAGUUGCGGCAUCAAGUGCGAUGGCUGGGACACCUACAUUGUCAGAGCGAGUUUUGAGGAACGCAGAGCACCAUGCCUCCAAGAUGGGUCAUCUUAUUCUGGAACACCAUGACCUCCUGUUAUCCUUGCAGGAAAUAUCAGAAAUGGGCUGCAAAGAGAAGAGCCACCCAUGUGCCUCACCCUACCAGGCAUGAGGCGGAGGAACUGACUCCAGCAGAGCAGGUUGAAGAGAUCAUCUCUAAUGGGACCCUGAGCAAGGAAGCCACUUCCAGUGAAAAGAACAAUUGCCAAGCCCUGGAAGUGGAAAACAAGAAGCUAGCAGAAGAGAAGAACUUGCUAGCAGAGGAGAAUGAGAUCUUAAAAAUUAAACUUGAGAUCCAAUAUGAAGCCCUGAUGGAGGUGGUGAAGGUGAUGGAGGAGGCCACUGCCAAACUCCACAGCUGUUUGGGGCAAUAACUCAGCUGACCAGUAAAACAUGAUCCUUAUCUCACCUUAGAGAAGGUGGAAAAUAUGCUCUGAGAGGUUUCUGUAACUUCUAUUCGAAAAGUGCUGAAGUCUCUCAGUGUAUAUUUUCCACCUUUUGUCACCUUCUCUAAUAGAUGAAAGGAUUCAUGUAUGUCAUCAUCUGGUUACAGCUAACAGUGGUUAUACUAUUUCCCAUCACAUGCUCUGAUAAUAACAUCAUGAACAUCAAUAAACAGAGCAAACUUA
Pseudophryne corroboree (corroboree frog) is the source of this 1360-nucleotide messenger RNA. RefSeq lists its product as uncharacterized. The transcript has 5 exons. Bases 132 to 761 code for a protein of 209 amino acids. The record is from RefSeq and is a predicted model, not a curated record. Lineage: Eukaryota; Metazoa; Chordata; Amphibia; Anura; Myobatrachidae.